AUGUCUUCCUUUACUGUUUCAGAGAGUGUAACGGGCACCAUUCUAGUAGUUCUAUUAGGAGCUAUGAUACUACAAGUGUGGUCUUUAGCACCAACAACCAUGCUAAGUGCCUCGACCACCACCAAGCCUGGCUGCCUACGGAAAUGUGGCAACUUAACCAUUCCAUACCCUUUUGGUGUCGGUUUUAGUGCCGGUUGCUCGAGAAGCAUGUGGUACGACAUCUUCUGCAUGGAUUCUUCUAAUGGUGGCCCACCAAGAGCGAUGAUACCUUGGUUAAAAGACGGACGUGAUAAUGCCAUGGAAAUUCUGGAGAUUACCGAAACACAAAUCCGUCUUAAAAAUCAAGUAGCUUACAGGUGUCUCAACUCGACUGCGGAUACUCCUUCACAUUUCCGGUCCUUUGAAUUCUUCAACUCGAGUGCCCCCUUUGUCUUGUCGAGCAAGUCAAACAAGCUUUUUGUCAUAGGGUGCCACGACUUAUCCAGGUUUUACGAUAGAUCUGAUGAUGUCAUCCGUUCUUGUACUGCUAAAUGCAAAGCCGAGGCUACCAAUGUUGUUGCAGGCGAAUGUCAGGGUAUCGGAUGUUGUCAAGACAUUAUUCCAACGGGAAUGAGGUCCUUUUCAGUGACUUUAGAUCAAGUACAAACAAACAAUACUUCUACUAUCUUCAACCAGCCUUGUGGGUACGCAUUUGUUGGUGAUCAAGAAAAGUUCAAAUUUCGCGGGGCGGUAGACUUCGAUGAUCCAAAUUUUGUUAAAAGAAUAAUAACUGAUGUCCCUAUGGUGCUAGAUUGGGUAGUAGGCGAUCAUAAGUGUGCUCAAGCUCAACAAGAUCGGGCCUCCUACGCGUGUCAGCAGAAUACAACAUGUACGGAUGCAACCGAGAGUGGAAUCGGAGGAUAUCGUUGUAGUUGUCGUCCGGGUUAUCAAGGCAAUCCGUAUCUUACUCCAGGUUGCUCAGAUGUAAAUGAAUGCGAGGAUCCAAGUAAUAGUCCAUGCUAUAACAGUUGUAUCAAUACUCAGGGAAACUACACUUGUUCUUGCCCGUCUGGACAUUCUGGUGAUGGUAGAAAAGAUGGCACUGGUUGCAAUCCACACUUUCCUGUCUUGAAGUUUGCCUUGGGUAUAGGCUUUGGCACUCUUUUUUUGCUCAUUGGUAUUAGUUGGUUGUGCUUGGCAAUCAGAAAAAGAAGGGGAAUAAAAAGGAAGGAAAUUUUCUUUCAAAAAAAUGGAGGACAGCUUUUGAAGCAACUAAUUUCCUCAAAUAAAGAAGAUGACAUGGAGCAAAUAAAGGUAUUUACUAUGAGAGAGUUGAAGGUAGCAACUCAAAACUUCAGUGAAAAGUCUAUUGUUGGUCAAGGAGGAUAUGGUACGGUCUACAUGGGUGUUUUGCCAAACAAUGAAACAGUAGCGGUUAAGAAAUCAAAGUUUAUGGACCAAAGUCAAAUUGAGCAAUUUAUAAAUGAAUUGGUCAUUCUUGCACGAACAAGACAUCCUAAUGUUGUAAGACUUUUAGGAUGUUGCUUGGAGGCAGAAGUCCCGUUGUUGGUUUAUGAAUUUAUCUCUAAUGGUACACUCUAUGACCAUAUUAAUCGCACAGAGGAACCCUCUUGGUAUUGUUGGACCAACUGUCUGCGGAUUGCCACAGAGUCGGCUAACGCAUUUGCAUACUUACAUUCGAUACCCAUAAUUCAUCGAGACAUCAAGUCUGCGAAUAUUUUACUUGAUGAUAGCUAUAUAACAAAAGUUUCCGAUUUUGGUGCUUCAAGACUGAUUCCGUUAAAUGAUACACAUUUAUCCACCGUAGUGCAAGGUACCCUAGGAUAUCUUGACCCGGAGUACUUUUAUUCAAGUCAAUUGACGGAGAAAAGUGAUGUUUAUAGUUAUGGUGUAGUUCUCACUGAACUCUUAACGAGGGCAAGACCUAUCUUAAUAGAUACUCGAAAUGAAGAAAGGAGUUACAAUUUGGCUGCAUAUUUUGUCAAGGGCAUGGAAGAGGGGAAUUUAUUCAACAUUUUGGACUCUAAAUUGGUUGCAGAAGCAUCUCAAGAGCAACUCUUCUCAAUUGCAAAGCUUGUCCAAAAGUGCUUAAGUGUUAAGGGUGAAGACAGACCAACAAUGAAAAAAGUUGCAACGGAGCUAGAAGAAUUAUGGACACUGCAGUCGCAGACGGCAUAG
Molecule: messenger RNA, 2178 nt
Organism: Spinacia oleracea (spinach)
Lineage: Eukaryota; Viridiplantae; Streptophyta; Magnoliopsida; Caryophyllales; Amaranthaceae
Product: wall-associated receptor kinase 17-like
Exons: 3
Coding region: 1-2178 (725 amino acids)
Biological process (GO): cell surface receptor signaling pathway; protein phosphorylation
Cellular component (GO): plasma membrane
Molecular function (GO): ATP binding; calcium ion binding; protein serine/threonine kinase activity
Source: RefSeq, a predicted model, not a curated record